Vicia faba (fava bean) is the source of this 567-nucleotide messenger RNA. The record is from the annotation of a GenBank genome assembly. Lineage: Eukaryota; Viridiplantae; Streptophyta; Magnoliopsida; Fabales; Fabaceae.
AUGAAUUGGAAGAAUGCAAUUGAGAAGAGUUUCACGGUGAAAGAUAAAGAUUUACAUGGUACGACCAAAGCUUUGCUGGAAAAGUUCAUUAGGCCUGAUAGAGGAGCUGGAAUUGAAAUUUCAGCAUAUACAGGUUAUUCAGAUUUUAGUGGAAAUUUUAGAGAAGGAACAGCAUUAUUCGGAAAUGCUUCACUCGGUCCUCCUCCAUUCAGCUCAAUAUUUCAACACAAGGGACCUGUUUUUGGAAAACCUCUGAGAUGGUUCAGCUAUGAUGGGUUCGAACUCGCGAGCAGUGGAUUUUCACAAGCCAUUUUCUUGUCAGAAGGGGGAGGGUAUGGAUUGGUUCAUCGAGGGGUUCUACCAGAAGGACAAGUCAUUGCUGUCAAGAAACAUGAAUUGUCUAGUUUUCAAGGUGAUGUUGAAUUUGGUUAUGAAGUGGAAGUCCUGUGCUCAGGACUGAAAUGUUGGUAUGCUGGUUGGUUAAUGAGCACAAUCGAUCAUUGGAUUCUCAUUUAUAUAGUGAUUUCUCUUGAUCCCAAUACCAAAUCAUCGAAUAUAUGUUUUUGA